AUGUAUUUUUAGAUGGUCACACUUGUUUGCAGUUCACCGCCUGAAUGCUGAUUUGUUGAAACUUGAAAGCAGGAAAAAUGGCAAAAUGGUGUAGAUACUUCAAAAGUUAAUCAUAUCACGCAAGACAGCCGACAGGACGAGGGCGAUGUCAAUGUUCGUCAAAGGCUUUGUUCGCUAAACUCCACGUGCCUUCCGCCAUUUAGUUUUAAACAUUUGCUUGCUUUACCUGAGGUACUCUAAUAGAGAAAGUUGUCGGCGUGGUCGACGAUAUAAUCCGCCGGGGCCCAGUACUGCGGCCGUGUGGCGGCGGCCGCUCAGCUGAGAGCGGUGUCAUGAGCUCCGGCGGAGAAUUUGUGGAAGGUUGGCUUGUGGCACAGGUGCUGGGCGAGGGCGCCUAUGGCGAGGUACGCCUAUUGGUGCACGCGCGUACGAACGCGAGCGUGGCUUUGAAGGCGGUCCGCGGUGGGGCAGAACAAGGAGCUGGAGCUCGUGAAGCCGGUCUACAUCGCGCCUUACGUCAUCCGCACGUUUUACGCUGUUUGGGCGCGCGCCAGCACGGUGACGUCCACUAUCUCUUCCUGGAGUAUGCGCAGGGUGGCGAGCUCUUCGACCGAAUCGAACCCGACGCUGGCACCGGUGAAGCGGCAGCGCGUCGCUACUGGCGCCAGUUGCUGGACGGCCUGCGCUACUUGCACUCGCGCGGCGUAGCUCAUCGUGACAUUAAACCCGAGAACUUAUUGCUCGACCACCACGACACACUGAAGAUCUCUGAUUUCGGCAUGGCCACGUUGUUUCGGCAAGGCGGCCGUGAGCGCCUACUGUCGCGUGUGUGUGGGACGCCCCCAUACGCUGCGCCUGAAGUCUUGACGGCACCGACGCGGCCUUACCGGGCGCCGCCUGCUGACCUCUGGGCUGCUGCACUGGUGCUGUUAGCCAUGCUAGCCGGAGAAUUAGCCUGGGAGCGGGCUGACGAGUCGGACGCUCGUUACGCAGCUUGGUCUGCCUGGUCAGUUGGCGGUGCUGCACCUAGCGGUCCCUGGCGCAAAGUUUCACUACCUGCUUUGGACUUACUCCGUCGCGCACUGCGACCCGAUCCUACUCGUCGACCAGCUCUAGACGCGCUUUCUGCGCACCGAUGGCUUCGAAAUUCUGACGAGGUAGACGCGGGCUCGGCUGGCGGUCGUCCAUGGAGCUCGCAGCCGUGCGGUGUGGCGGGCGGCAACGAAUGUGAGCUAAGCACGCGCGACAUGGACGAGCUUCUUUGCCACUCGCAACCGGCACAUAGCGACGAUUUGCUAGCUGAGGCAGGUGCUCCGCUCCAGCGCCUGGCGCCACGGCUCACACGCUUGUUCCUGCGCUGCGCCGAACGCGACGCUCUACCUGCGCUGGCCGAACAGCUGACCGCCCGCGGUCACACGUACCGCUAUUUACAUCCACGUGUCAUGGCCGUUGAAUGCGGUGAAGUACGCAUGCGAGCAUGGGCAGUACGCGUGCGGGAAACGCCUGCUGCCGGUGGCUGCGUUAUGAUUGAGUUUCGGCGGGCUCGUGGGUGUGGACUUGCCUUCAAGCGCAGGUUUCGCGAGUUAAGUGAGGCACUACGUCCGCUAGCUGCGCCUGCGCCGCCGCAACGCGACUUACUAGCACCGCUUACCCCAGUUACUACUGAAACAUGCCGCAUGGACACCGCCUAAGAACGCAUAUCAUAACUAGGAUGCGCAUGUGAAGUUUUUUCUGUUAUGAUAUAAACUACCUUAUUUGAAUUGAGUGUUUUUAAGAAGGUGACGUUGUUGCACAUUCAAUGUUCAUUGUUCCGUUCAAUCUUGGUGCAAAUGUCAACAUUGUCAUGUAAUAUAAGUAUUGUAAUAUUUCACAUAUAACGCAAUUACUGCCUUAUAUGUGAUAAAUAUGGCACAUGUGAUAAAAUGGCUUUAUAUUUGAUCUGUCUAUUGUAAUAGUAUGUAACGACAGAUACCUCAGUAAGAUUUUACCCUUGUAUGAAAACCAAUCUUUGGAAUAUUUCUAAUAACAAAAUGCAUGGACCAAGUAAUAUUUUUUAUAUCUACUUAUUUGUGUGAGAUUUUAGUGAAAACCUAAUUAAGUGGAUAGUAAAUAUGCAUGUACUUUUUAAGUAAAAUUAUUUUUCUAAAAGUUUUGUAAUUAAAAUGAUGUAAAAUAAAAUGUCAGCAGUU
Pieris napi is the source of this 2189-nucleotide messenger RNA. It is a transcript of the gene grp, whose product is annotated as serine/threonine-protein kinase grp. The record is from RefSeq and is a predicted model, not a curated record. Gene Ontology annotation, cellular component: cytoplasm. Gene Ontology annotation, molecular function: protein serine/threonine kinase activity; ATP binding; tau-protein kinase activity. The coding region runs from base 333 to 1691 and encodes 452 amino acids. Lineage: Eukaryota; Metazoa; Arthropoda; Insecta; Lepidoptera; Pieridae. Gene Ontology annotation, biological process: protein phosphorylation; microtubule cytoskeleton organization; intracellular signal transduction. The transcript is spliced from 6 exons.